Molecule: messenger RNA, 2123 nt
Organism: Dendroctonus ponderosae (mountain pine beetle)
Lineage: Eukaryota; Metazoa; Arthropoda; Insecta; Coleoptera; Curculionidae
Exons: 7
Coding region: 440-1837 (465 amino acids)
Biological process (GO): glutathione metabolic process
Molecular function (GO): glutathione transferase activity
Source: RefSeq, a predicted model, not a curated record
AUCUAUUUAUAAUCAAUAGCAUACAUUACAAAGUAAUAACCAUCCAAAUCAGGGGAAAUAGUAUCAAAAAUAUCAUCAAUAUUGAGUAAAACUUGAAAAUCGAGAACAGGAGUACAUUGGGUGAAUAAUAAAUAAUGGUUUAUGUUAACAAAUCAAAAGGUAAUAAAAUACAAAAAUCUAAGAAAUUAAAUCACUUAGUAAGGACUGUAAGGAGAAAGAAGAUGCUAUCUCAUUAUCUAAAAUAGUGUUAUCAUUGAUAAAAAAAACCAACACUUCAACUGCUAAAAUUUUGUACAAGCGAAAUAGAAAAAGACAACCGCUUAUAUAUAAAAAAACCCAUUACGUGAUACAGAUUACACGUUGCGUUAUUUAAUGGAUUGCAAGUCUUUGGGUGAUUAAAAACAACCGAAUGAAUAAUUAAAUCACAACCGUAUCAACCAUGGGAGUGAUCUUGUAUGGCUCAAUAUUCAGCCCUCCUUGUAGGGCUGUUCUUAUUACAGCUGAAGCAUUAGGAGUGCCAAUACAAAUUAAGGAUGUAAAUAUUGGCGAAAAAGAACAUUUGUCCCCGGAAUUUCUUAAGAUCAAUCCUCAACACACAGUACCGACUCUAGAUGACAACGGAACCAUCGUGAUUGAUAGCCAUGCAAUACUACCAUUCUUGGUAUCAAAAUAUGCAAAAGAUGAUUGUUUUUAUCCGAAAGAUUUAGGAAAACGAGCGUUAAUUGAAGCGCGUCUUCAUUUCGAUAGCGGCUCAGCAUUCAGCGUACUUAAAGCCGUCUAUAGAAGUCAUUUGUACGAAGGACAACUAGAAUACCUCACGGAAUUGCAAACUCAAAAGAUUUUAGAGGUAUACGCUCUGCUAAACACGUUCUUGGAAAGAACAGAAUGGAUUGCCGGAGAUCAUCUAACCAUAGCUGAUAUCUCAUUGGUUACCACAGUGAAUAGCUUGGAAGCUAUGUUGGCCAUAGACGCAAGAAAAUUUCCAAAGAUCGUAAAAUGGUCAGAAAAGGCCAACGAACUACCUUUCUUUAGUAUCAACAAAAUUGGAAGGAAACAAUAUCUAGAUAAAUGGAAAGUAGUGAGCAAACAUCAAUUUGAUAGCAUAACUUUGUCGAUUCAAAAGCUUUUAACCCAAAUAGAAUUUUCUGUUGGACUAAAUCAACCAGCAGUCUCAACAAUGGCUCCAAAAUUAUAUUAUAUGGCUGCAAGUCCGCCAUGUAGAGCUGUACUAAUGGUAGCAAAAGCUAUUGGGCUUGAAUUGGAAUUAGAAGCUGUUGAGUUUGAGCAGUUAAGAACAGAGGAAAUACUAGAGUUAAAUCCUCAACAUACUGUCCCCAUAUUAGUGGACGCAGAUGAAGAUUUCACCAUAUGGGACAGUCAUGCAAUAGCAAUUUAUUUAGUUGGACAAUACGGGAAUGAUGACUCUCUUUACCCUAAGAACGACGUCAAACAAGUGGCCGUCAUAAACCAGAGAAUGCAGUUCGACAAUAUUUUAUUCGAUAAAUGCAAAGCGGCUUUUCAUCCAAUAAUGAUGGGGAUUGAAGAUGUAGUGUCAGAAGAAGCAAGUGACUGCAUGUUGGAAUCUUUGGGUCUCUUGGAAAUUUUCCUAAAGGAUAAACCUUGGAUAGCGGGAGAUGAUCUCACUAUAGCCGAUUUAACCAUACUGGCAUUGGUUGCGACAGUGGAGGAAGUUGUUUUUCCAAUUGACCCGGAACGAUUUCCUAAACUAUCGGAAUGGUUCAACAAAGCAAAAGAAUUGCCAUAUUUCGAGGAAUGCAACAGGGAGGGAUUGGAUAAAAUGGGGCAACUGGUUCGACACGAAGUGCCUUUAAUUUAAAAGCUUUAGGAUAGAAUAUACCUCACGUUGUUCGUUUUAUAAAUUACGGAUCAAGCUAAAAUGUUAUGAUGCAAGAUAAUACAAGGCACAUUUAAUUUUACUUACCUUCUAAGGGUAUUUUUAGAAAGUAUUAUCUGACUAGAUAGAUAGAAAAAGCACUUUGCAAUGUCAAUAAUAGAAUAGUUUAAUUUAAUGCAAAAUAAGGUAAAUGUCUAAGCAGAAAAAAAAACAUUCCAAUUACCUUAAAAUAUAUUGUCUUAAAUCAUCAAUAAAACCCGACACACUA